AAAUGGAGUCGUCACGAUAGCCUUAUAAUGCAGGUCAGAUAUUUCUGCGCUACAUUGGCUGCACUGUGAAAACCUCUGCAUACGGCUGACCAUCAACAUGCGUUUCUCAAGUGGAUUACUUUGGUUGUCGGCAAUUCCAUUUACCUGCGCGAUACCACUUGGUGAUUUUGAGGGACCAGUGAAGAAAAUAAGCCGUAGGUGCACCCCGAUCCCGUACUCGUACUUCAUAAUUUGCACAACAUCAGAGGCUGCGAUAAUCCCGCUGGUGGCAGAGCCGCCAAUGCCGGUAAUCCAACCAGUAGGUGGGAUUAUCGGGAAUAGUUCAGACGCAGGGUUCCAAGGGGACAUCGAGCUUCCUCCCUGGUUAAUUGGACAAAUCUCCACAUCGGGCAAGGAUUCAGAGCUCAACGUGCCUUCUGAUGGCUCAGACGCUGAACAAAGCAACGCAACAGAGAAUGCAACCUCAGGUGCUCCCUCCUAAGAUGCUGCAUCAACCGUCAACAAUGGUGCCGCGCAGAACUCAGGCGAGGAGAAGGCACCUUCCGAAGUAUCAAGUGCAGCUUAAGCUGCAAGUGCACAAGCGCAAGCUAUAUGAGCAACUAUGGUGCCUGUUCAUUGCUACAUUAAAAUAAACGGUCAAUAAAACGUGUCCGUCUAGUCAUAAUGCACACGCAA
Molecule: messenger RNA, 675 nt
Organism: Rhipicephalus microplus (southern cattle tick)
Lineage: Eukaryota; Metazoa; Arthropoda; Arachnida; Ixodida; Ixodidae
Source: RefSeq, a predicted model, not a curated record